This is a messenger RNA of Penicillium samsonianum, 1545 nucleotides long. Its product is annotated as cytochrome P450. The record is from RefSeq and is a predicted model, not a curated record. The transcript is spliced from 4 exons. Gene Ontology annotation, molecular function: monooxygenase activity; iron ion binding; heme binding. The coding region runs from base 1 to 1545 and encodes 514 amino acids. NCBI's taxonomy places the organism in Eukaryota, Fungi, Ascomycota, Eurotiomycetes, Eurotiales, Aspergillaceae.
AUGUUUGGUUACGGGGAUAGAGAUGCUGCCACUGUGCUUGGGUAUGCCUUUCUUGUAGCCCUCCCAACCUGGUAUUUAACGACAUAUCUCCUCUCCCCCCUACGCCGUUAUCCCGGUCCCUUUCUCGCAGGUUGGACGAAUUUAUGGCGCAUGUUACAUGUUCGCCAAGGAAAGUACCAUGUGGUCAUCCACGAGCUGCACAAGAAGUACGGCCCCGUAGUGCGCAUUGGCCCCAACGUGCUCGACCUGGAUAUACCCGGGUUGAUCAAGACAGUUUACCAUAUCAAAUCAGAGUAUUUGAAGACCGAGUUUUAUCAUGGCAGUAGUGCUAAAAACAACGGAAAAAUCAUCUACAAUAUCUUCAGCGAGUGCAACCCUAAGGUGCAUGCACAGCAGAAGCGGCCCAUCUCGAAACAUUAUUCCUUGACCGGGGUGCUUUCGCUGGAGUCCCAUGUCGAUGAUAUGAUUUCCUACUUGUGUCAACGCCUAGAGGAGGAAUUCAUUGGAGCCAAUCAGACUAAAACAUGCGACCUAGGUGAAUGGAUUGCGUAUUAUACCUGGGACGUGGUUGGCAAUGCGACAUUCAGCCAGCCCAUUGGAUACCUGGAAAAAGGGUGUGACUUUGACAAGACCUUGAGCAUCGCGAAUGUUGCCAUGGACUACUUUUCCCUGGUGGGACAAAUGCCAAUUCUAGAUCACUUGUUGGACAAAAACCCUGUCUACCGAAUCGGCCCACCGUCUUUCGGAACCGUCGCCAACAUAUCAAUCCAGCACCUCAUAGACCGACUUCAGAACAAGGACGCCGACUACCAUGACCCCAACAAGCCCGACUUCCUGGACAAAUUCAUCGAGGCCAAGGCGAAAUUCCCAGAUGUGGUGGAUGAUGCGCAAAUCAUCUCCUAUCUAAUGAUCAACAUGAUUGCAGGAGCCGACACAACAGGCGUCACCAUUAACGCGGCAUUGUACUUCUCCAUGAAACAUCCUCACGUCUGGGAGCGCCUGAGAACCGAGAUUCCCACCUAUGACCAUACCUCUGGAAGCACGGUGGUAUCCUACAAAUCCGCAAAGCAGUUCCCAUACCUAUAUGCCGUGGUACGGGAAUCAAUGAGAUGUCAUCCCGGUGUCGCCAUGCUUCUGGAGCGAUACGUACCAGAAGGUGGACUUGCCCUCCCCGAUGGAAGCGUCGUUCCUGCAGGGUCCAUAGUUGGCAUGAACCCUUACAUUGUGGGGCGCAAUACGUCUGUCUGGGGCGAAGAUGCCGAAGAGUUCCGUCCAGAGAGAUGGCUCCGCGAUGAGAUACGGGAGACCGAAGAUGCGUUUCAGGAACGUUUGCAAUCAAUGAACAAGGUCGACCUUGCUUUUGGCAGUGGAAGUCGUAGUUGUAUCGGGAAGCACUUUGGUCUGCUGGAGGUGUAUAAGGUGAUUGCAACUCUUGUGUCACGGUACGACAUCAAGCUGGUUCAUCCCGGGAAGGAUUGGACGACGCAUAAUAGCUUUUUUGUGCGGCAGACGGGUAUCGAGGUAAAGCUUACUCGCCGGAGCUGA